Messenger RNA from Drosophila guanche, 1220 nucleotides. RefSeq lists its product as uncharacterized. The record is from RefSeq and is a predicted model, not a curated record. The transcript has 2 exons. Lineage: Eukaryota; Metazoa; Arthropoda; Insecta; Diptera; Drosophilidae. The coding region runs from base 281 to 1117 and encodes 278 amino acids.
CCCUGUUGCCCCUUUCUUCUCGUUCUUUCCGAACUGAAUUUCGCAUCGUUAGGAGGUUCUUUUUUUAGUUUUUGGGUUUUGCUAAUGUUUCUUUUGUUUCGAAAAUCUUUAUACGAGCGAUUUUUAUGUGUCUCUCUCUCUUUGGGUCUCUGUCUGGGAGUCCAUUCUGACGUUCCACCCAAUAUAAAAUGUCUUUGCUGGGGCACUUGUUGAGCCAUUUAAUAGAGCCGCUCGCCCAGCGACACACCAGAGAAAGCAGCAACCGAAUCCACAGAGCAUUAUGUCAAUGAAGUUGGUAGCACUAUUGGCCAUUGGCCUGGCUGUCUUAGCCAUCAGCGAGGCUCGUCAUGUGCCCGGUCACCGGCAUCGUCAGCAGUUUGAGCAGCGUGCUUUGAUCUCGAAGCCACAUGGUGGUCCGCAGAGUCGCGUCUUUCCCGGCGCUGUGGCCAUCAAGAAGUUGGUGCUGCUGAAAUUCAAGAAGAUCGUGCCCAUCUCUCUGAUCCUGCUCAAGUCCAGCAAUGAGAAUGAGGCCGAGCUGGUGCCCGUCUAUCCCACCGAUCAGAUACCCGAAAAUGUGCAGUUCAUUCCCACACCCAAUGGCAUCUCGGGCCACAAGGAUGUCCAAGCCAUUGCCAUACCCAGCGAGCUGCACGAUCAACUGCAGAUCAAUGGCCUGUCCAAUCUGGAGAACAUUGAAGCGCUGCUGCAUAGCAGCUCCAUCACGUCCGCGGACAGCGAGGGUGAAUCUGCUGCCGUGGGCAACAGCAUUGCCGUUGCACAGCCCGAGGAUCUGGUGCUCGACCAGCCCGAGAACGAUGAGGAUCAGCUUCUUGAUGGUGCGGCAGCACCAGCAUCCGUUGCCCCCCUGGCAGCGUCCGCUCCCGGCCUGCGUCGCCUGUCCGCCGAUGAGCUGCUACGCUCCGGUGUCCGUAACUCGGCACAUCUGCAGCAGACCAGCGUGGAGGAGAUUCCCCUGCUGCUAUACUCGGCCAACGAUGGCUCCAGCUCAGUCUCAGUCUCGGGCUCGGGCUCGGGCUCGGGCUCCUCUUUCAGCCAGGGACGCCGCUACGUGGCUGCCACUCCAGCGCGUCGCCGUCAGCAGCAGUUCUACAACUAAGCAGAACCUCUGCCUCGCCUGCUGGCUGCCUCCUUCCUCCUGCCUCCUUCCCCAUAGACUUAAGCACUUUUCCCCGGGCUUGGAUCCUCCGCCUCUCCUCACU